Symbiodinium sp. CCMP2592 is the source of this 2058-nucleotide messenger RNA. NCBI's taxonomy places the organism in Eukaryota, Dinophyceae, Suessiales, Symbiodiniaceae. The record is from the annotation of a GenBank genome assembly.
AUGAUUGAUGCUCUCUGUGCCAGGCGUGCUGACGUUGAAAGCCGAAAUGCCAAUAACUGGUCCUGCCUCCACGUGGCGUACCAAUCUGGAAACAUGGCUACCAUCUGGGCGGUGCAGUGCGCCCGCGCCCGGAAGUUGGGUUUCGAUGAUGCAGCACUGGAGGGUUUGGAUUUCGUUCGCGCCCGGCAGUUGGUACUGGAUGAAUUGGGUGCGGAAGCUGGGGAUGAUGUCGGCGAGGAGGGGGAGCCGGACACGCCGGACGAAGGUGGCUUGCUGAGGGACCUGGAGUCAGCUAUUCGAGCCAAUAGCAAGGAGCUCCAGGACCCCCAGCCGGACGUAGAGGAGCUCACUCCCCUGGAGCUGGGCAUCCGCGAGGCGAAGAUGAACACGAAAGAUCUUGCCGAUGCGGCUCCCGCCACUGUGCGAAGCCUCCAAUCUUUCGCAUCCGGUGCACCGGAAUGCAUUCCGCUCUUCCUGAACCGGCUAUCUGAUGGCAGCCUUCUGCGCAUGGCGGAUCAACUAAGUCACACAGAUAUCGCUCGAUUGGUACGAAGGUACCCUGAGUCUGCCGCAAUGCUGCUGGACAUGGCCACGGUAAAAGCCACUGCCACAGAUCCGGAGUGGCACCCGCUGCCACAAAGGGUGCCUUUCAGGCAAAGUUGGGAUGGGGUUCAGAGCACCGUCCUUUACGAGAUGGACAAGCACUGGGUCUUCAAUGAGACGGGGCUUGAGUUCCCGAAGUGGCACUACAAGAUCCUCCCUCGCGAGCGUGUGCGCAACUUUAGCUACUCGGAUAUCGGCCCUCAUCUCGAUGCCAACAUUCGAGUCUGCCACGUCCCGAACAUCAUCUCCCCCAAUGUCUUUGCAGCCCUCAUCUCUUCCGUGCGGUUGGGGGAUGCUGGUCUCUGCCUCUACGAGUCCAGUACGCUGCGGGCUGCAGUGUCCUACACCUUCGACCAUGGUGCCAUGUGGUUUGAGAUGCUUCAGUGUCUGAUCUCUGUCUGGGGCCUGAGCCUGCUUGUUUUGCAGACCUGCUUCAACCAUGAGCGAGUGGUCGGACUUGGGGCGAGCUCGCUUUACUAUCGGAUGGACGAAGGUGUUUUCGAUCCAAGCCUGACAGCCACCAACCACAGAGAUGGAGUCGUCGCCGACUGGAUGAUUGCAAAAGGUUUCGUUGACCUCUGCUUAGAAAUCGCCGAAGUCCUUGGCCGUAUCCGCACCGGAGAACUCAGAGGCUACUUUAACAUCGGCAACGCUUGGGACCUUUUGCGCAGCAUCAUCCCCAUAGCUUUGCUGGCCUUCCACUCUGAGCGCUGGCUACAUCUUUUGGUCGUGUUGAUCUACUGGAUGCGCCUCUUGGAGAGCGUCAUCUUGAGCGAGUGGAUCGGCUGUGCACUUUUGCCUUUGCAGAAGCUCCUGAUGGGCCUUCUGCCCGCCUUGGCCUUCACCGUGGUCUGCUUUGGCGCGCUUACCCACGCGAUGUACACCGUGCAGGUGACUGCAGACCACCUCUGGCCAACGACUGUCUUCCGCACUUUCGCCACGCUGAUCACACAGGGCCUGCCUGAGCAUGAGCCGGAAGACGGCCUGGAGCUGCUGGUGCUCUAUGGGGGGGUCCUCUUCUUCUCGAUCUUCGUCUUAAACAUCUUCAUCGGUGUCAUCGAUGAGGAGUACAAGAACGAGAAGGAGCUUUCCCAUCUCAGGUUUCUGGGCCUCCGGGCCAGCUCAUGCCUCACUUACCUGCUCCGUGUCCGGGUGAUUCCCUGCAGACUUCUCGGCGCCAAGGCCGCCUUUGGGGCGGCCUUUGCUGCGAUGAUCGCUGCUCUCACACUGCAAGUUUCGUCGAUCUUGCUGGGGCGCCGCCUCGCCGGGUCCUGUCAGCUGCUGGCUUUCCAGGCUUGUCAGCUGAUCAUCUUCCUCGCUCCGUUCCAGUGCGACGACGGCCCCUGGACGGACCGCUUUGCUGCCUCGGGGAAAGUCUUCAAGGGCUACCGGGCCCUGGAUGCCAGAAACCAAGUCAGAAGGAUUCUCGGCUUCGUUGGUGUGUUUGCGGGUUAA